UUAACUUGAAGCAUGUAUUAGCUUAUCCAUCACCGUUUGCCGCCAACUACCGUGUACCCAAGCUUGCAAACCCCAACCCGCGAGAAUGUCGCUCUGGGGCUGCGAAGAGCUGUAUGUAACGGGCCUUCACGCGGAGGUCACGGAUAUCGAGUGCAGGAAUAUCUUCGGAACGCAUGGAGCCGUCAAGGAGGCCGUAAUUGUGCAGAAGAAGGGCCCCUCGGCGCCUGGCGCACCGCAGUCAUGCAUCGUCAGGAUGAUGAACCACCUGGACGCGGUGAAGGCCAAGAAGGCGCUCAACAAAACGGACUGGAACGGCAAGCAGAUUAGCGUCAAGUGGUCUCACAACCAGCGCGUGCUGUGGGUCACCAACCUGCACGAGGCGGUCACCAACGAGGUCCUGCACGCGGCGUUCACGCAGUUCGGCGCCGUGAGCAAGGCCCUGGUCGCCUGCGAUGCCCCCAACAACGCCUCCCGAGGGUGGGGCUACGUGGCGUUUGAAAACAAGCGCUUCGCUGUAAAGGCGAUUGAGUCUUGCCGCGAGCGGCCGUUCCUGGUGGGGCCCGGCCUGAAGCCCGUGGUGGUGGACUGGGCGCGGAACGAGGAGCUGGUGGAGGGCUUCAGCGAGGAGGUGCGGCUGACGGCGCACGCCAAGGCGCCGCCCACGCCGCCGCUGGAGGGCGCAGGCCACUUCCCGCCGCCGGGCAGCAAGGAGGGCAUGCAGGCGGGCCGGCUGCUGGCUCUGCGGCACGAGUACGACGAGCUGCGGCGGCUGCUGCGCAUCCGGCUGGCGGAGGCGGAGGCGCAGGUCAUGAUGACGGGCAACGCGCCGCCGCUGGGCCAGAUGCUGCUGGGUGACCCGCACAUGGGCCCCCGGCCCGGAUUCAUGGGCGGGCCGCCGCCGCCGCCCGGUCACAUGGGCGGCGGACCGCGGCCGCCGCCCGGCGGACCGCCAGGCGGCGGCUACGGCCCUGGCGGCGGUCCGGGUGGAUACGGCCAGCCGCCGCCGCCGCCCGGCGGGCCUAGGGAUGGCGGGCCCGGCGGUGGCGGUGGUGGUGGCGUGAAACGCGAGCCGGGCGACUACCGGGCGGUGCCGCCGCCGGGCGGGCCUCCGGGCAAGCGGCCGAUGCUGUCGCACCCGUCGGACCAACGGUACGGCGCCCCGCGCCAGGAGCCGCCGCCGGGCCCCGGAGGCCGGCCGCAGCCGCCGCCGCCCCCCGGGCCCCGUGACGGCCCCGCCGGCCCCAAGCCGCCCAGCGGCCCCGAGGCGAACCGUCCUAGCCCCUACGCCGCCACCUACGGCGCCUAUGCCGCCCAGCAGCAACAGCAGCAGCCCCAGGCCCAGGCCCAGGCCCAGCCGGCCCCUGCGCAGCCCCAGGCGCAGCAGCCCCAGCAGCAGCAGCCGCAGCCGCAGCAGUCGCAGUACGGCAUGCAGCCCGUUCAGACCUCCCAGCCGCAGCAGCAGCAGCAGGCGGCGACACAGUACGGCAUGUACGGCGCGCCGCAGCAGCAGCAGCAGCAGCCGGUGGCGGCAGCGGCGGCGCAGGGCGUGUACGGACAACAGCCGGCGGCGCAGCAGCAGCAGCAGCAGCCAGCGGCGGCGGUUGCGUACGCGCAGCCGGUGGCGGGGCAACAGCAGCAGGCAGCAGCGCAGCAGCAGGCAGCAGCGCAGCAGCAGGCUUAUUACGCCUACUACGCACAGCAACAGCAGCAGCCGCAGCAGCAGGCACAGGCCUACUAUGCCCAGGCACCCGCAGGCGCGGCCCAGCCCGUAGUGCUCGCCACCUACACCGUGGCCGCGCCACAGCAGCAGCAGCCGGGCGCGGCGCAGCAGCAGCAGCAGCAGAUGUACGGCAUGGUGGCGGCGCAGCAGCCGCAGCAGCAGCAACCGCAAAUGUACGCGCCGCAGCCGGGCCAGGGGUACUACAGCGCAUCGUGAGGAGGGCCGUGAGGACGGCCGUGUGGAGGGCCGUGAGAACGGCUGCCGGCCUGCGUCAGACACGCCGCAGCGGGAUGCACGCGCGGAGCGUGCUACAAAUGUCUGACUUGCAAAGGAGUGGAGCACUGCGUUCGAGCAAUGUGCGUUUUGGACACGUGUGAGAUGGGGUUGGCAGUUUCACCGACGCGGCGGAAUGCCGCGAGCGCGGCGCAGGUUGCGUUGACGUGUGGUGGUGGUGGUGGUGGUGGUGGUGGUGGUGGUGGUGGUGGUGGUGAUCGUGGUGGUGGUGGUGGUAGUGUUGGUUGCAGCCGUACUUUGGGUCGACGCACGGGGGGCGUCGCAACACCUUGCGUCAUUGCGAAGAUACAUGCUGUUGUUUCCAAGUACUUCGUGUUCCACGGAGCCAGCGGGACGUGGCUGGACACAUUUUGCGGGCCGUGAACCGACCCCGGCUGUGUCCGAGGAGAUGAGGUAGACGCUUGCGGCCUCAGACUAGAGACGUAGCGCGGGCGCAGCCCAUUUCUCACAUGCGAGGGAGACCGCAUGUCUUGUCACGGAGUCACGUGUAACCUAUGCCACCCGGCUCUGCUCUGGAAGCCCGGGCCGACUUGCUCAGGGCAAGACCGCAGCAGACAGCGCAGAGAGGUAGUAGAGCGCGAAGCA
This is a messenger RNA of Chlamydomonas reinhardtii, 2599 nucleotides long. RefSeq lists its product as uncharacterized. The record is from RefSeq and is a predicted model, not a curated record. The transcript is spliced from 12 exons. Gene Ontology annotation, molecular function: RNA binding. The coding region runs from base 86 to 1936 and encodes 616 amino acids. NCBI's taxonomy places the organism in Eukaryota, Viridiplantae, Chlorophyta, Chlorophyceae, Chlamydomonadales, Chlamydomonadaceae.